UAGAGGAUGAGAGAGAGGAAGGCGGCAAUGGAGGACCACUCCAUGUUUGGGAAGGAGGGAGGAAGGAGGGAAGGAGCAAAGGAGAGGAGGCUUCUUAAGGUCGCUCCCUUCUGCUCGGACCCUCACUUCGUCUCUCCUGACCUCACCUUCGUCUCCCAACACCACGCGUGACUCGGUGUCCUAGCCCCCCCCUCUGCUGCCAUGUGCGACGACGAGGAGAGCACCGCUCUGGUCUGUGAUAAUGGAUCAGGUCUUUGUAAGGCCGGUUUCGCGGGAGACGACGCCCCCAGAGCCGUCUUCCCGUCCAUCGUGGGGCGACCCCGGCACCAGGGUGUCAUGGUGGGCAUGGGACAGAAGGACAGCUACGUCGGCGACGAGGCUCAGAGCAAGAGAGGAAUUCUCACCCUCAAAUAUCCCAUCGAACACGGCAUCAUCACCAACUGGGACGACAUGGAGAAGAUCUGGCAUCACUCUUUCUACAAUGAGCUGCGAGUGGCCCCCGAGGAACAUCCAACCCUCCUGACUGAAGCUCCGCUCAACCCCAAAGCCAACAGGGAGAAGAUGACCCAGAUCAUGUUUGAGACCUUCAACGUCCCCGCCAUGUACGUAGCCAUCCAAGCCGUCUUGUCCCUCUACGCCUCUGGACGCACAACAGGUAUCGUUUUGGACUCCGGGGACGGUGUGACCCACAACGUUCCCAUCUACGAGGGCUACGCUCUGCCUCACGCCAUCAUGAGGUUGGACCUGGCAGGUCGCGACCUCACCGACUACCUCAUGAAGAUCCUGACUGAACGCGGCUACAGCUUUGUCACCACAGCCGAGCGUGAGAUUGUGCGGGACAUCAAGGAGAAGCUCUGCUACGUGGCUCUGGACUUCGAGAACGAGAUGGGCACGGCGGCGACGUCGUCCUCCCUGGAGAAGAGCUACGAGCUCCCUGACGGACAGGUCAUCACCAUCGGCAACGAGAGGUUCCGCUGCCCCGAGACUUUGUUCCAGCCUUCCUUCAUCGGCAUGGAGUCCGCCGGGAUCCACGAGACCACCUACAACAGCAUCAUGAAGUGUGACAUCGAUAUCCGCAAAGACCUGUACGCCAACAACGUGCUCUCGGGCGGGACCACCAUGUACCCGGGCAUCGCCGACCGCAUGCAAAAGGAGAUCACGGCGCUCGCCCCCAGCACCAUGAAGAUCAAGAUCAUCGCCCCCCCGGAGAGGAAGUACUCGGUGUGGAUCGGCGGCUCCAUCCUGGCCUCAUUGUCCACCUUCCAGCAGAUGUGGAUCAGCAAGCAGGAGUACGACGAGGCGGGGCCGUCCAUCGUCCACCGCAAGUGCUUCUAGGCACGCUCACGCGUCAUCUGUCAUGUGAUUGUGCUUCCGGUCCAACUCCCUACCUGUGAGACGUCCCCCCAACAUAAGCCCCGCCUCCAUAAAGUUAUCUUUUUUUUUUAUUUUGGCUGAUAAAUAUGAAAGGCGACAAUUAAAAGCUCUCAGACGCAAAAAAA
Messenger RNA from Doryrhamphus excisus (bluestripe pipefish), 1499 nucleotides. RefSeq names its product actin alpha 2, smooth muscle (gene acta2). The record is from RefSeq and is a predicted model, not a curated record. Lineage: Eukaryota; Metazoa; Chordata; Actinopteri; Syngnathiformes; Syngnathidae.